UGGAAAACUUGAUGGCUAUAUCCUCAGAUUCAGAGCCCGUAUAUAGGCGAAGGCUAAUGCGGAUACAAAUUUCGGUUCUCCCUAAAGACUGAGCGUACCUACGCUAAUAUAUUUCACAUAUUCUACUUCUCUCAUCUCGUAAACCCGGUCGGUAGAAUGGCUACGACUACCGCGGCACCUGAAACUCCUAUUUCAGAUCCCUUGGCUUCCUUGGACAUAGGCUGUAGACAACCCAAACAUGCAGCUGGGUGCAUACUUACUACUGCAAAUGAGGUAUCCAGCAUUCCGGUAUCCAUUAUACGGGUCUGCCAACUUGGUGGACCUUCUCCUGGGAAGCCUGGUAAGUGGGCUAACCAGGGUUGGCUCUCUGCUCUGAUACGCACGGCGAGGACUAUUAAAUGCAUUCCCAAACAUGUCACAGCAGUCAACUGGGUUCCUGUCGAUAUCGCUGCUGAUAUGAUACGAGACCUCAUGACCCACACAGUUCAACAGGAGGCGCAGUUUUACCAUAUGUCAUCCUAGACCAUAACGGCUGAAAGCUACUUGUCGACAUCCUGCGUAAGCUUCUCGGUGUCGCGGAUACAGUGCCCCUAAAUAAACGGACUAAGAAGCUUGGGGACAUUGGGGACCCAAGCGCUGAAGAUAUUGUUGAAAUGCCUGCGCUGACUUUCUCAAGGAACUGGGUGAUGGGACGGAAUCUGCAACAUAUGCAACAGACUGGGCUAUAAGGCAUUCGCAAACCAGCAUACCCACCCUGGACAGAGAAAUGCUACGAAACUGGGUCAGUAGUUGGAACCUAUGAGACGUUUCCGUUGCGUAGCUAGGCGCAAUAGCUGAAAGGUCUUUAAGGGGAAGUUAUAAUUAACUAUUAAUAUCGAAAAAAUCCAAGAGUUGAAUGAGCAGCUCAACGCGUCUUCUUUUUAACUGGAUAUUUAAUAAUAUUGUUAAGAAGGGAUAGCUUAAUGAGCAACUACUCGCUACUUGCAUCCUACAAAGCUGCAUUAACAAUCACCCCUUUGGCGAAUCUCUUCCAUCAUAUCUAUUUCAAGCAUAGGAAUAAGACCGGCAAAAAAGUACUA
Messenger RNA from Daldinia decipiens, 1079 nucleotides. RefSeq lists its product as uncharacterized. The coding region runs from base 157 to 522 and encodes 121 amino acids. The record is from RefSeq and is a predicted model, not a curated record. The transcript has a single exon. Lineage: Eukaryota; Fungi; Ascomycota; Sordariomycetes; Xylariales; Hypoxylaceae.